CUGAUAGCGCCCACCCGCCCGUGCGUGCACGGCUGGCACGGCGGCCCGGGAUAAGUCACCGCCAGCCUCCGGUGUUGAAGAGCUGACGGUUGGCUACGGCAACGCCAGCACCGGCCACCAGUUCUGCAUUAGCCGUCCCAGCCGCGGCCCGCACAAGGCAACGCAGCAGCUGCUGCCGCGCUGCGACGCGGCCAAGGUGGUCAACAUCGACGAGUACUGCACCUCCAAGGUCGCUAACCAGACAACACCGGCAGGUCUCAACCUGCGCGCCGGCGCCGCUUUGAAGGCGGCGCCGCGCUGUCCUCCUCCACGUGGCCUCUGUGUAUGACUUGUUCCGAGCAGGUCUGCUCCAACUGCGGCCUGCGGGCGAUGCAGAAGCUCCAUCCUGCCACACAACGGGACGCGGCGACGUGCUGUUCUAGAGUGCAACGGCUGCGGAACAGUCUGGAACCGCGACACCAACGCACAUCCGCCUCAUCACCGCCUACUGCCAGGAGGAGGGACUGCCGUGGCCGGCGGCGCUCACGCGCCCCGACCGCGGCGAUGGAGGAGCAGCCGGCGGUGGCGGGGACGGCGGCGGCGGCGGUGGAGGAGGUGGACGCAGGCACGCGCCUGGCACAGCGGCACGAGCAGCGGCAAGGGGGACGGCGGCACGUGCUGCCACCGGUGCUGCCGCGGCAGCCGCGCGCUGUGCAGCUGGGCGGCGGCGCAUAUGGCUAGAUAGGUAGUUCUAUUUCUCGACGAGGGGAGGCCGCUUCGGCGGUCGAUAGCCCCUUACACGCCGCCAGCUGACACCAAGUGUCGCAAACGCAUUGGGCGAAGGCGGUCCUGUGUGGCCGCUCCGUGCGGGGGGGGCGCGGCGCCUGGACUGCGGGGGGGGGGGAGGCCGAGGGCCCCGCUAACCCCGAGACCAGGAGAACCUGAAGUGGCCGCGGAUGCUGUAAUCACCGACAUCA
Chlamydomonas reinhardtii is the source of this 956-nucleotide messenger RNA. RefSeq lists its product as uncharacterized. NCBI's taxonomy places the organism in Eukaryota, Viridiplantae, Chlorophyta, Chlorophyceae, Chlamydomonadales, Chlamydomonadaceae. The transcript is spliced from 4 exons. The coding region runs from base 325 to 720 and encodes 131 amino acids. The record is from RefSeq and is a predicted model, not a curated record.